Molecule: messenger RNA, 489 nt
Organism: Trifolium pratense (red clover)
Lineage: Eukaryota; Viridiplantae; Streptophyta; Magnoliopsida; Fabales; Fabaceae
Exons: 2
Coding region: 1-489 (162 amino acids)
Source: RefSeq, a predicted model, not a curated record
AUGAAGGUUGCACAGAGCAGACAAAAGAGCUACUUUGAUCGAAAAAGAAGACCUCUCGAAUUUCAAGAAGGUGAACAUGUAUUUGUGAAAGUCACAUCAACGACUGGGGUAGGUAGAGCUAUUAAGGCUAGAAAACUCACUCCAAAAUUCAUUGGACCAUAUCAAAUUCUUCGUCAUAUUGGUCCAGUAGCUUAUCAAAUCGCUCUACCACCUUUUCUUUCGAAUAUCCACAAUGUUUUGCAUGUUUCGCAAUUAAGAAAAUAUGUACCCGACCCAUCUCACAUAAUUGAACCUGAUGAAGUCCCAUUGAGAGAAAACUUGUCAUAUGAAACAUCUCCAGUAAGGAUCGAAGAUAGGAGAAUCAAACAACUACGAGGGAAACAAAUUUCCUUAGUAAGGGUUGUUUGGGAUCAAGCAACUGGGGAUUCAACAUGGGAGUUGGAGGAGAAUAUGAGAUCACAAUAUCCAGAAUUAUUUCGAGACCGAUAA